Mesoplodon densirostris (Blainville's beaked whale) is the source of this 9783-nucleotide messenger RNA. It is a transcript of the gene ELK4, whose product is annotated as ETS transcription factor ELK4. Gene Ontology annotation, biological process: cell differentiation; regulation of transcription by RNA polymerase II. Gene Ontology annotation, molecular function: sequence-specific DNA binding; DNA-binding transcription factor activity, RNA polymerase II-specific. The transcript has 5 exons. The coding region runs from base 202 to 1500 and encodes 432 amino acids. The record is from RefSeq and is a predicted model, not a curated record. NCBI's taxonomy places the organism in Eukaryota, Metazoa, Chordata, Mammalia, Artiodactyla, Ziphiidae. Gene Ontology annotation, cellular component: nucleus.
GGCGGCGGGAGAUGCGGGCGGCUGCGGGCACCCGGCGGGCUUGGCUCGGCCGCCGGCGCCUUCUCCGGCUCCGCCGCGGGGGUCGCAGCGGCUGCCGCGCCAUCCUCGAGUUCCCAGCUUGAGAAGGCGGCGGGCGGAGAGGAGCAUCGUGUUCGAGGCGGAGACCCAGAGGGAGCCCCGCGCGCGGCCUCGCUCAUUGCUAUGGACAGUGCUAUCACCCUGUGGCAGUUCCUCCUUCAGCUCCUAAAGGAGCCUCAGAACGAUCACAUGAUCUGCUGGACCUCUAAUAAUGGGGAGUUCAAGCUUUUGCAGGCAGAAGAGGUGGCUCGUCUCUGGGGGAUUCGAAAGAACAAGCCUAAUAUGAAUUAUGACAAACUCAGCCGAGCCCUCAGAUACUAUUAUGUGAAGAAUAUCAUUAAAAAAGUGAAUGGUCAGAAGUUUGUGUACAAGUUUGUCUCAUACCCAGAGAUUUUGAACAUGGAUCCGAUGACAGUGGGCAGGGUUGAGGGAGACUGUGAAGCUUUAAGCGUCAGUGAACUCAGCAGCAACGGUUCCAAAGAUGUGGAGAAUGGCGGGAAAGAGAAGCCACCACAGCCUGGUGCCAAGACCUCUAGCCGCAAUGACUACAUACACUCUGGCUUAUAUUCUUCAUUUACUCUCAACUCUUUGAACUCCUCCAACAGGAAGCUUUUCAAAUCUAUAAAGGUUGAGAAUCCAGCUGAGAAACUGGCAGAGAAAAAAUCUCCUCAGGAGCCAACACCAUCUGUUAUCAAAUUUGUAACCACACCUGCCAAAAAGCCACCAGUUGAACCUCUUGCUGCUGCCAUUUCAACUGGCCCAAGUAUUUCUCCAUCUUCAGAAGAAACUGUGCAACCGUUGGAGAAUUUGGCUUCCCCCAGACUGCCUUCUCUGGAAGCACCAACUUCUGCAUCUAGUGUAACUGCAGCUUUUACCACCACACCACCUAUUUCGUCCGUGUCCCCUCUGCAGGAGCCUUCUAGAACACCUUCACCACCGCUGAGUUCCAACCCAGACAUGGACACAGACAUGGAAUCAGUGGCUUCUCAGCCAAUGGAACUUUCAGAGGACUUGUCCCUGGAGCCUAAAGACCAGGAUUUGGCUUUGCCAGAAAAGGACAAAACAAAUAAUUCAUCAAGGUCCAAGAAACCCAAGGGGUUAGAGCUGGCACCAACCCUGGUGAUCACGGGCAGUGAUCCAAGCCCACUGGGAAUAUUAAGCCCAUCUCUCCCUACAGCUUCUCUUACGCCAGCACUUUUUUCGCAGACGCCCAUCUUACUGACUCCGAGCCCCUUGCUCUCCAGUAUCCACUUUUGGAGUACUCUCAGCCCUGUUGCUCCCCUAAGUCCAGCCAGGCUACAAGGUGCUAACACACUCUUCCAGUUUCCUUCUGUGCUGAACAGUCAUGGGCCGUUCACUCUGUCUGGCCUGGAUGGACCUUCCACCCCUGGCCCAUUUUCCCCAGAUCUACAGAAAACAUAACCUAUGCACUUGUGGGAUGAGAGAACCAAGGAAUAAAGAAAUAGAAAGACACCCAACAUGAUUACAUUUAAAGUGAGCAAUUGAUACAUCACAAUGCUGAUAAUAGACUAUUGUGAUUUCUGCCAUUCCCCAUUAAAAAUGCUUUUUUAGGAUUCCCUUUGAAUAGGACUCAAGUUAGACUGUGUAUAAAAAUGCCUUAAUUGGAGUCCAGACUCCACCUCCCUCUUUUUCUUUCUUUUUAAAAAAUAUUUUGAACUUUGUGCUAAAGAAAUUUUUGGUGGGGUUUAGCAGCUAGCUAUGCUUUGCAAGAGAAUUAAGAACAAAGUUACUCCUCCUGCCUUUAUUGGGACCCUUUGGCCAGGAAAAAAAUUAUGCUUUGAGCAUGUUAUAUAAAGAAAUAUUAGUUAAAUGAAAUUGGCCAUAUCUUUAGGACUUUAAUGUGCUCUGUUGAAUAUUGAGUUGUGCAUAAGCAGUAGAGGAAAAAGAGUCAUUCCUAUUCACACAAAGUAAGAUUGGAGCAGGACUAUUGGGUAGAUUCUGUUUUGCUAUGAACUAUAACAUAUGUAAGCAAGUCCACAAAAAGGCAUCUUAUUUACAUUUAUUCAGGGUGGAUCUCUUAGCCAUAUGUGUGAUCUUGUCUGAACCCGUCAACAGAGCAUGGAGCUACUUUAUUCCCGCAUAGGGAGAUUUUUAAACCGGGGACUUAAAACAGUAUUUGGAACAACCAGUGAGAACAUGGGACCCCAUAUCUGGCACAGAAGUGUUAUCUGCUCUCUAGCUGGUAUGAUUACACACCCACGGAAUGCAGUAUGGUAAAUGAUGGCUUUUAGGGAGAUGAACCUGGGGUUAGAAAGUUUGAGGCAUCUCUGAGUCAAAGAUUCAAUUGAAAAACUUGAAACAACAUGUAGGGCUUUUCUCAGUUGGAAGGUACCGGCCUGAAGGACCCUUUUCUCUGUUCAUUUUAUCCCGUUUUCUACGGUAUAUUUGUCUUUUAAAUUUAAGGUUGUUAGAGGUUGUGAUAGUUUUCACCAUGUAAUUAGGAAGAUGAAAAGCAAAGUGAAGCCUCCAAAUCUGUAGUGAAGUAAAGAUAUGCUUAUUUCUUUGAGUUUUUUUUUUUUUCCUAAGGAAGGCGCAGAGUUCAUUCGGCAACGCUCAUAACACAGGGAUUGGAUUCUUCAUAUCAGUAGUGAAAAACUUAGGCCUUCACCUCUACCAAAUUUAUAAAAUAUUACCAUUGAGUCAUCAGUGCCAGGUGCAGACAGAUUUGUUGAUCCCCGAAACUGAUUUGAUACCAGCAUCACAGUUGAGUCUUGAAAAACUUGGCUUUAAAGUCCAGGAUCGGAUGAUAUGCUACCACCACCGCCACCCUGCCCAUUAAACUGGUCUUUUAACCCUAGAAAUAGUUCCUAUAAUUAACCACCUGAAGUAAAUGGAAUAAGGGAGUAGUAAGGACUUGAGGGCUCAAAGUGACACCGCUAUAAACCAGCAUCUUCCAGAUACAUAAAGUUCACUUUGUUUUAUACAGUAUGGAGAAACUCUAGCAUAAGAUGUCUAUGCUAGUUCACUAGUAGCAGAAGGACAGUAUUCAGGGAGCUGCCUUUAUAUUUGUAGUGUUGGAGACUGUUACUGGUUCAUUUGUGGUUAUCAGCUGAAAAGUUCUGUUCCUGAGAUAUGCAAUAGCAGUGUUGAAAGGCAGUGUUCAGUAGUGAUGGGGAACAGACAUACUGGAUUUUCUUCCCACAUUGAAUUAUUUUGUUUGCAUGCCUCUUUGAAAUUAGACUGCUCAGCAGCACUUUGGACUAGUUUUUAUUAGGUUAAUUCACAUUUUGUACAUUAGAUAAGUAAAUAUUGAUGGCUUGAUUUAACUAGAUAUUUUAAAUUUUGAAAGCACAGAAGUAUCUUAUUUUGAGUCAGAGGAGAAAAGCCAUUGGUUUGUUUUCAUAGAUAGUAUCUUUGAUAAUUAACCGUCUCAGCACAGGGGUACCUGGAACCAAGGGCACCAUUAAAACUCAGUCAAAGCAACUUCCUAGGAACCAGUUUUAGUGAGUCCUCUGCCUAUAAACCUCUCCCAGAAGUCUCUGAGAGGUGUGGGCCUUAGGAGGUUGAGGAUGAUCUGCUUUCUCUUUGAGAUCAACUAUUUUGGGGAAGUUGGUGUGUGUGAUUGUGUGUAUGUAUGUGUUCACUUUUUUAAGUGAAAUGAAACUGCAACCAUAGUGCAAGUGUAUGAGGCAGAUUGUUCUAUUUGUAAACUACCUCCUUCCUGGAAAAGUCUCUGUUUUGUAUUUUUUUGAACAUCCACAGAGUUCUUCUUAGCAUCAAAAGGUGACAUGCCACUUAAGAUCAGUAUUCACUGGAGAGACUUAUAUUUGGUAGCGGUAGCUGGUAUCCAUCACUAGUCACUUUGCCAGGAUGAAUGCUGGUGGGCAAAAGUAGCCCAAGUUAAGAUAGGGGAGCAGGUUUAGUGAGUUUUUGCGACUUCUGCUGUGAUUAGCUUAACUUUUCAUUUGCUCUGGCCGAUAUCUAGUCAGUUGUAUGCUGCGAGAUGUUUAACCACCAGGCUCUCUGAAGGGGAAAAAAGGCCCUUAAGUUGUAGCAUUUGCUGAUUCCCAUCAUGUAAGUUACUCCCUCUGUGGCUGAUUUUAAGCCACCACCUUGGAGUUGAGAAGGGAGGCGCACAGUUGGCUCAGAGCCAUACACUCAGCCAGCAAACCACUGCACUUAUUUCACCCUAGGGUGGAUUUUCACAUAAUUUCUAAAAUAAUUUUUUCUUUUUGGUUUGUCACAGUGCUUUUGUGAUAUAAUAUUCCUCAUGGCAUAUUUUAUGCGUUCAAACAAAGGUGGAAACUUCCAUUGAUUUUUUAAAAAUUUAUACAUGAUGGAAGAACCAGAAACCCUCAAAAGGUCAGCCUUAUGCUUCUUUGAGUUAAAAAUAUAGGUUUAAUUUUUCUACAUCUUGGUGGUUAAAAUACAGGUAACAGUAAUUUUUUUCUUUAGAUUUUGAUGGGGAAAAUAAGCCCAUGAGCCUAUAGUAAAAGGGUACUGGAUUUUUUUUUACACUGGAUCUUUUUUUACAAUUCCUUGAAGAUUUACAUACCAUAUUAGAGAUCAAAAAAGGCAGCACUGACUGUUGAAUCUCUUUACAUGGCACAAUUUUUAGUUUUCUCCAUACUGUGUGUCACUUAGGCUUGGAGGAGACAGUAAAUCAGAGGCUUGGAAUUCUGGAGCUGUAACUGCAGGCUGUUGAUAUUAUCACUUCAAUUCCAUUCACACUUGGCAUUGUGUGAUGUCUAGUCUAAUGACAUUGUUUCAUCCUGAUCUCAGAACUCGUGUUAUGAUUCUAAAGUUCUCAAAGGCAGUUUUGUAUGUUUCUAGUGAAUUUAUGCACAUUAGAGCCACUCACUGGCAUUUCAGAAAAGCAGUCUCCAACCUUUUUGAACACACACCUUGAUCAAUAAAAGGCUUUGAACACAAAUACCCUAUUGCAAAUUUAUAUGUAUAUAUGUUAAGUUAUAUACUGCUAUACUAAAGUCCUGUGUACACUAUAAGACAUAACACAAAACAGAAAUUAAGGAGGGCAUAAAAAUAAAUCUUGAGUAGAAAUUCUAAUAUUUUUUUCCUGCACCCAGUAGAUUGUCUUGUGCACCCCCCUGGAGGCAUGUACUCUACUUUAAAGCCCCCUGACUCAGGGUCUGUUUGUCAGUCUAAUCUUGAAAAAUACAAUGUGGAAGCUUUGGUUGUGAUAUAUGGGGAAAUCCUUUACAUAUUUGAUUUGAUUUUUAUGUAAAAUCUCCAGUAGAGAUUAGGAAUUUUUCAGCAGAGCUUGUCAUCAACUUUCUGAAAUUUCCUAUUUCUUUUUUAUACGUUGCCAAAUAGCCCAUUACCAAAUGUUUUCCAGAGCUUCGUGCUUAUUAUUUUUUUUAUUUUUUUUAUUAUUAUUAUUAUUUUUUUUUUGCGGUAUGCGGGCCUCUCACUGUUGUGGCCUCUCCCGUUGCGGAGCACAGGCUCCGGACGCGCAGGCUCAGCGGCCAUGGCUCACGGGCCCAGCCGCUCCGCGGCAUAUGGGAUCCUCCCAGACCGGGGCACGAACCCGUAUCCCCUGCAUCGGCAGGCGGACUCUCAACCACUUGCGCCACCAGGGAGGCCCCGUGCUUAUUAUUUUUGACAGCCUGUUGUCUCUUUCCUUUUCAUAUUAGGUAUGAGUUUAUAAUUUACUUUUAUUUUACUAGCUGCUCUCAAACUUCUUUUGGCCUUAUUAAUGUUACAUUUUACCAACAAUUUCAGAAUUAUUUCAAGUUGCCUUAUGUUAAAGUACAUAACAACCUCCAUUUUCUUGCUGCAUUGGUAAGUUUUUUAUUAUUAUUAUUAUUAUUUUUUUGGUAACAUUUUAGCAUCUGAAAAAAUAAAUAUUUUCUUGAUGGGUCUGUUCUAUCUAUCAUUUCAUUUAUUGUAUAUAUUUUAUUUACCCAUGCCAGAAAUCUAGAAUUGUGCUGAGGUGCCAUUCUUAGGUUUGUAAACAAGUAUGGCAACAAGUGCAGGUCUCCGUGCAGAAGCCUGGAGCUCUGAGUGAAGGACCACAGCAACAGGAAAACUAGAAUCUUCAUGAAGUACGUAGUCUGUGAUCUGAGGGUGUGACAGGAUGGAAUUGAGAACUUAAUUGUUCAAUUCAUAGUACUGAAGUGGAGGCCAGCCAUAAUUAUCUUGAGCAGGUACUCUGACCAGAGAAUUAGUUCAAGAGAAAGUGUUUGGUUAAUUAUCUUCUUGGUUUUGGGUCAACAAUUAAAUUAACAGUUGUUACUGUUUUUAAUGCUGCUGGCGUUGCCUGAAACAAGGUGCCCUGAUAUUUCUCUGUGUCAUCAGAACUCUGCUUACUGAAGUUGAAGUUUUAAUCUUAAAAUCUAGAAUUCUUGUGGGUGGUGGUGUAUUAAGCAAGAAAAGAAGGCGGUUUGAUUUCAUUUCUCGUACUUGGUGGAACCUGUUAGGAUGAAAGUCAUGUUUUUACCUGUAAACAGAGCAGAACUGAAAAGGUGAGUUAUUGAUGUAGUAUAAAUGUUCCAUUUGAAGCUGCCAGUUUCUUCAACCUACUUUUCUGAAAAAAAAAAAAAUCGUGAUAGAUUGACAGCCUGCCAGAAAAUAGCAAUUUCUAGGGUGCUGCCGUCCACACUUAGCUGUUGUGAAAAUGGAAAUCAGAGUGGUUUGUGUGAGAGGGGAAAGUUGGCUCUAAGCUUUGUAUAGAAACCAGGAAAUUCAGGCUGUUGUUAACAUUUUAAAUGAAACCUUUAACAAGAAAAUUUAUGAGGGAUACAAUCAAACAUAGUAAGAGUAUAAUAUAGAUCAAGAAGUUUUAUGAGGCUUAAGUUUUUAUUUUAAAAUAUUUUGGGAAACCUAGAGCAUUUCUUUCCAAGUCAUACUGAUUGGCUGAGUGCAUAUAUGUGUGUGUAUAUAUACUGAUGUAUUGACUGAGUAUAUGUUUGUGUGUAUGUGUAUAAACAAAUCUAUUUUUCAGAGGGAACAUAUGGUCAUCCUAGUCUAGGAUGGUUCCUAGGCUAUUUUAUACUAAAACUUAAAAACAAAAAUUGGCUGCACUUUGCAGUUGUCACUUUUUAAAAAUUAAUGCCUUGCACAUUUGUUUUUUUAAAUGCAUAGAAUCAUAGGCCUUAAAGACUAAUUGCUUGUCUACUCUUUAGAAAUAAUGUACAGUGCUACAUGUGACAUACUCUAAGCAAAGUCAUCUUAAACUGUUUUCUUAUAUUCAUGUAUUAUUGAGCAAAUAAGAAUGUUCUUUCUAAAAAUUUCUACAUUUCUGUGUAAAAUCCUUGUUACGUUGGGUUCUAAGUUUCUCAGAGAGGAGGUUUAUACUAGACGUAGUAUUUCUAAAAUACAGAUUUAACCAUGAUUGAUAUAGUGGUGGAGGAAUUCUGGCAUUGUAGCCUAUUCAUCCUUUUGAACUGUACAUAAAAAGCAUUAGCAGAAAACUCAGAGUAUCUUGGGCUGAAUGGUCUUCUCAGCUUUGCCUUGUUUCCCAUCUCAUAAGGGCCCGUUCUUGUUCUUGUCCCCUCCAAGGAUAUGAGCCCUGCGAGGACAGGCCCGGGAUCUUCUGGACGGGUUGGGGGUGGGGAGGUGCCCUGUGGCUGGGCCUGAGUUCUAGCCAGUCCAUCAUUCAAGCUUGCCUAGAGUUCAGGGGUGGGAAUGCCAUAUACUGGUAUGAAAUCACUUGGCACUUUUUGGGACACCAUUAUUAGCACUGUUCUGUUUUUAAUAACUGGAAGCACUUAAUGGUUAUUUUGUUUAAUUUCAUCUUGAGGAUAUUGGGGGUCAGGGAAGUUAAGGUUUAUUGAUUAUGUUUUCUGGAACUUGACUGUUUGGAGAAGGGAUAAAUGGAUUACCCAGUGAGCCAUUCUAGGCUCUGUAAGGUAUGCUGUUUUGGCUAGGAUGCUUUAAAAUAAUUUACAAGCUUUUAAUAUUCUGCUUUGUAGAAAUGUAUGACUUUUAAUGGUUUGCAGUUGGUGGAUUAUACUCAACUUUGUGAAUUCGCCAACUUUAAGUUUCUUUUCUGUUUAAUCAUUGUUGCUUAUUGUCUGUCAGGUAAGGGACACAGUCCUUUCUAAGACAUUUCAUACUUUUUUUUUUUUGAUGGCAGUAUUACCAAGGGCCUUUAAGUGUACAUUACAUUCAUUGCUUAUGUGAUAAAGUAGCAUAUUGUGUGAACUUCCCUGUUCAGUAUUAGUGAACUAAGAUGCAUAUUUGUAAAGACAGAAAUGAAUGCAAUUUAUUUUUGAUUACUUGAGGCCUAUUUAUUUGGUUUGGCCAUUCGACCUUUUCUAGUCACAAUCAUAUGUAUUUCUUCACUUUUACCUUCUAGCAGUUUCAUUUAUCUUUGUGGGUAGGGAAGAUUAAAUAUGAAACUCAGUCCAGUCAUUUUGCUACUGGUUGGCUUUGGUUUGAGGCAAAUAAAAUUUUUGACUUAGUUUUUUAGAAUUCUGCCCUUUACACUAGAUAAUCAAGUUGGCUUUUAAAAAAAAGUGUACAAUUUUGUCCUUUGAAGAACUAAUAAUUUUCUGUGAGCCCUAUUGGAUCUUCAAGUAUGGAUAUCACUUGAAAAUUAAAUACUGUUAAACUUUUGAUUUUCGCCCACCCAAUCUGUAAGUCAGAAAGAGAGCAUAUGUCUGCUGUGGUGUUAACACAGAGAGAUGUAUUCUUUUACCUCAGCGUCUUAGUUUGGCCUCUGUAAUAAGAACUUGUCAGGGUGCUUUUCUUAAACUCCGAUUCAUUCAGCUGAGAAGACAGUUACUUCAUUGUUUAUUUUUCCCCUUGUUUAUUUUAUUGAAAUCUAUCGCUCAUAAUAUCUAGUAUCCACUACUUUUGUAUAAACAGAAUACUUACCUAUAAUGCCAGUGCACACCUAUCCAAAAGACUGCAUUAUUGUUAAAGUGUCAUUAAUAAUUUGUCUUGAUUAAUGUCAGUUUAAUUUACAUGAGGGAGACCUUCGAAGUAUUAAAAUCACUUUCUUUUUCCUAAAAAAGCAAUUCAAAUGAUGGUAACUGCUAACAUUUAUUAAAAUCACAUUAAUUGUUGAUGCAGCUGGAGAGAAACUGCCACAUCUUCUAGCUAAGCAGUCGGACUUAACGUGUUGGGAAACUAAGGGAUGUUGUUUUAGGGUAAUUAGUAUGGCUGUAGCCGGAGCCUUCAGCUCUACAUGUGUGUGGCAAAAAAACUUUACAGAGUUUAGGUUGGUGAGGAAGAAUAUGCGCUGGCACUUUGAGGGCUUUAUAAUAUGCUGCUUUUAGGAGGGAAAAGUGUAGUUGAUAUUCAGUGCACCUCCAGACAUAGUAAGGGGUUGCUCUGAAUAACCAAUCAGGUGAUCUUUUUUUUCUAUGGCUUCAAGUUUUAUGCAAAAAUAUUGUUAAAUUCUGUAAUGAUGAUAUGCAUCUUUUUAGAAAGAUGAUACAUUUUUAAAAACUAUUUUAUAUAAGAACUGUCAGAGGAAUCUGCUUUGUAUAAUGGCAAGCUGGCUUUAAGAAAGCACUGUAUCAAAUUUACUAAAGUCCAAAAUUAUAUAGAUAUGUUAAUAGAUGUAUGUGCAACUUGAUAUGGACAAUUGUAUUUUUUUAAAUAAAUAUUUUUAACAAAAUGACUUUCUGAAUUAUUUCCCUCCUCUCACAUCUAUUGAGGUAGUCUUUGUGUAUUAUAUUCCUGUCUAUGCUAAAUGUGGGUAAGGAAAGUUCCGCUUUCCCAAAGGUUAUCAUUAAAACCUGGCCUUCAACUAUUUGAUGUGUAUCUACAUUA